UGCCAAACAUUACAGUGUGUAGAGCAUCCCUCCUCAGACCCUCCAGCAGAACGCAAGGAGGCAACACCAACAGCCUUUGUCAGUACAGGUGUAGCUGUCCCAUUACUGUCAGUGUUAUAAUAACACACAUCAGAGACCUAACAGGCUCCAGUGUAGAUUCAUCUUCCAGUUCGGGUGAAAAACAUGGGACAGCCGUGUUACGCGUCUCUGCUGCUUCUCAUCUGCUUCAUUGUUCAGACAAAUGCAUUGACAACAUGUGGAACCAAGCAGUUCCAGUGUGGGAAUGGGAAAUGCAUCACGGUCAGAUGGGUGUGUGACGGCACAGAUGACUGUGGAGACGGCACUGAUGAACUUCCUGGUACCUGCUUGGCUAAAACGUGUAGACCGACAGAGUUCAGCUGCCACGACCGUCUUAACCAGUGCAUACCCAGCACCUGGCGCUGUGAUGGAAAAGCAGACUGUGAGAAUGGAGCUGAUGAAGAGUCCUGUGUGGCCAGGCAGUGCACAGACAAUGAAUUCCGCUGCAGGAACGGCCAGUGCGUGUCCACCUCCUUUGUGUGUGACGAUGAGGCGGACUGUGACGAUGGCAGUGACGAGGCCUCCUGCCCGCCCGCCACCUGCACCUCUACAGCCUUCCAGUGCAACAACAGUGUUUGCGUACCGCGCCUGUGGGCCUGCGACGGUGACGUGGACUGCACCGACGGCUCGGAUGAGUGGCCCCAGAACUGCGGCACAAAGAGACCCGCCGCUGCUCCCAUUCAUCAGUGCUCCUCCCUGGAGUUCCGCUGUGGCAGUGGAGAGUGCAUCCAUGGUAGCUGGAAGUGCGAUGGAGGAGCUGACUGUCUUGACCGAUCAGAUGAGGCUGACUGUGCUCGCCCCACCUGCCGUCCUGAUGAGUUUGAAUGCGGCGAUGGCACUUGCAUCCAUGGCAGCCGUCAGUGCAACCAUCAAUAUGACUGCAGGGACAUGAGUGAUGAAAUGGGCUGUGUCAAUGCGACCCACUGUGAUGGCCCGACCAGGUUUAAGUGCCGCAGCGGGGAGUGCAUUAGCAUGGUGAAGGUGUGUGACAAGCAUCGUGAUUGCAGGGAUUGGUCAGAUGAGCCUCUGAGGGAAUGUGGCUCCAAUGAGUGCCUGUACAACAACGGAGGCUGCUCUCAUAUCUGCAAAGACCUUAAAAUUGGCUAUGAGUGCCUGUGUCCUGCUGGAUAUAGCCUGGUUGACCAAAAACGCUGUGAAGAUAUCGAUGAGUGUGCCAACCCGGACACCUGCAGUCAGAUCUGCAUCAACCAGAUGGGCAGUUACAAAUGCGAAUGUGAGGAAGGUUACCAAGUUGACCCGGCAACCAAAGCCUGCAAGGCCAUUGGUACAAUAGCCUACCUCUUCUUUACCAACCGUCAUGAGGUCAGAAAGAUGACUUUGGACAAAAGUGAGUACACCAGAGUAAUCCCUCGUCUAAAGAAUGUUGUGGCUCUGGACAUGAACAUGGCCACCAAAGAGAUCUACUGGUCAGACAUCUCCCAGAAGAAAAUCUACAAAGCUCAGAUGGACUCGGCUGAAGACUCCAGUCAUCACAGCAUAGUGAUCGGCAGCGACAUCGAUGCUCCUGAAGGCAUCGCCUUUGACUGGAUCCACGGUAACCUGUACUGGACUGACAGCAUCCGCAGCACCAUCUCAGUGGUAACUGCUGAUGGCAGCCGUCGUAAAACUCUCAUCCACCAAGACUUAUCGAAACCUCGUGCUAUUGUGGUUGACCCUCAUAGCAACUUCAUUUACUGGACAGACUGGGGAAAUCCUGCCAAGAUUGAGAAGGCAGGGCUGAAUGGAGGAGACCGCACCGCUCUGGUCACUGACAACAUUGUGUGGCCCAAUGGCGUUACACUCGACCUGUUGAACCAGCGGCUCUACUGGGUGGACUCUAAGCUGCACACCCUCUCCAGUAUCGACGUGCAGGGCGGUGGUCGACGCACCCUCAUCAUUGACGAACACAGGCUGGCUCACCCACUGGGACUCACUGUGUUUGAGGAGCGAGUGUUCUGGACAGAUGUUAGUAACAAUGCCAUCCUCAGUGCAAACAGGCUGACUGGUGACAACAUUGCACCAGUGGCAGAGCACUUAUCAUCACCGGAAGACAUUAUUCUCUACCAUAACCUCAAACAACCUGCUGGGAGAGACUGGUGCCAGGUUUCCAAUGGUGGCUGUGAAUUCUUGUGCCUGGCAGCUCCUCAAGUGGGCAGACACCCUCCCAAAUAUACCUGCGUCUGUCCAGAUAACAUGAUGCUUGCCAGAGAUAUGAGGACAUGUGUACCUGCUGUGCCAACACCUGCAGCUCCUGUGCAGCCUGAAGUUCCACCCACCGACCCCCCUCAUCUGCCACCAGUGCCACCUAGGACCACACCCAGGACCACACCCAGGACUACACCAAAGACCACACCCAAACCCCAAGUCCAUACCACCACCACUGUGCCUAUUGUAAUCACCAGCUCUGCAGCCAAGCCAGUACCACGCACCACCAAGCCUCCGCUCAGGACCACCACAUCUCAACCAAGGACCCCCUCGCCCCAGCCGGUGAAGCCUAAAAUUUCCCAGACCACCACUGAGGUUCCAGUCACCUCUCCAGAUAUUCAACAUGAAUUUGCUGCAGCCAUACCUAAGACUGCCUCUCCCACCCCUAUAGCUCUGUACAUCGUCUUACCUCUGGCGAUUAUUUGUCUUGUGGCUGUUGGUGGCGUGCUGCUAUGGAGGAACUACAGACUAAAAAACACCAACACGAUUCACUUUGACAACCCAGUCUACCAGAAAACCACUGAGGACCAAGUGCACAUUUGGAGGAGCAAUAGUCCUGAUGGUUACUCCUACCCAAAAAGACAAGUUGUGAGCUUGGAUGAAGAGGCAGACAAUCCAGCCUUCAUAGAAAACUGAAAAGUGUCACAUACAAUAGAAAGAAGAGCCUCGAUGAUAAGCUACCUUGAACGUCCUUUCUUACCUCACUCAGCACAAAGAUAUGGAAGUCGAAGCCAGUAUCAGAAAAGCUUGAACCACUAUAUCCUCAGAGCCGAACAAGUGGUAUACAGUGGAAAAACCAGGGUGUUUUUUCAGGUUGUCUUUUUUUUCCAUCCAUCAAAUCACACCAAAUCAUCCGACAGUGGAUUCCUCAAUAUUACAUUUUUUGUUAUCUUAACUGUUAUCCUAGUGGAGAACUGGUGUCAUUGUUAAAGCUGCAUCAUGUCUGCUGCAUGCAUCAGUUUAUCUGAACUUAUUUGAUGCAAUUUAUAAUUGGGAAUUCCCUCUAACUCAUGUUACAUAGAGUUCACAAAUGAGUGUUGUAAAUAUCACUGUUUAUUAUUUUUGUUUUCCAGUGGUAAGUGUCAAGCUGUUCAUCAGACAUUAUCAUAUCUUUAACAAUUUAUAGUUUACAUUUGGUUUUAGUAGACAUUUUGGGAAAUAUGCAGAGUUGCUGUCGUGGCUUAGAAUGAUUCCACAGCAGCAGUUAGCUUAGCUUAGCACAAAGACUGGAAACAGGGAGACUGCUAGCAGGGCUCUGUCCACAGUUUAAAAAGCCACCAACUCUCAUCCUCUAAGGCUCUGAAGCUCAUUUAAAAGAUAUAUCUUGUUUGUUUAAUCCCUACACAACCAGAAAUGAGCCUUGUGGAGACAUAGGACCACAGUAUAACAUCUGUUAUUUAAAUGUUUGUUUUUGUAUAGAUUAAACAAAUGAUAUAUUAGUGAGCUUUUGACAUACUGGAAGGCAAAUGUUUUAAUCAUUGGACAGAGCUACGUUAGCUGUGUCCCUGUUUCGAGUCUUUAUGCUAAGCUAAGCAAACAGCUUUACAGUUUUAAGUAUCUUGUUAAUGCCCAGACAUGAGAGUGGAACUAAUCUUCUCAGCAAGAAAGUGUUUUUUCCUAUAAUGUCAAACUAUUCCUCUUUUUGUUCACUGGAAACAAGAAAGUCUGGGCUGGUUUUAUGACAAGACAAACACUAAUACUAGGGCUGAUUUAAAGUUGAGUAUUCAGUAAGUGAAUACUGUAGUGGUAUACUUAUUAGUAUUACAGCAGGUGUAAUACUAGAAUUCUGCAUGUUUACACCACCAGUUGCCUCAGUAGUAGAGCUAAAAUAUCCGAAAGGGACCUAAAGUCACUGCUGUAGGUAACCUUGAAAAAAAAAGAAAGGAAGAGAAACACACUGCACACUGUGCCUUGAAUCCUGCAUCCUCUGAUAGCCUUCAGAUUUCAUUUAUCACCAUAUGUCUUUCGAAUUGGCCAGUUACUCAUCAGUGUCCGUCAGCAGCUGACUGUACUUUCAUGGUUUCUCUGAACACUUUUUCUGCUCCAUUCUCCUGAUUUGCGAUCGGCUGUCUGUGCAAAGGAGAACCAUCUUUAAAUUUUCCCUCCCUAUGCCCCUCUCAGGAGGACCAGCGCAUUCCUCAAAGUCAGAAAGGCUUUGAUGCAGCCACGUGUGACCAGUGGGGCCUUGUCUAAUGCUCUGUACACGUGUAUAUAUUUACGUCCUCCCUCAGGACCAGAACUUUAACUUGCCAUAUACCAGCAUUCCCGACAAAACAAAGCCAUGUGCCCCCCUUACGGUUUUAAAAACACAGUUCUCUGUGGCUGUUUGAGCUUAUUCAUUUGUAUUACUGAUAAAUGUGUGCCUUUUUAUUGACAUGUUGGUGCUAUUGAACUCAGUGGAUUUGUACAAAGUCAAUGUGUCUGCCUGUUUACAUUGAGUUGUUUGAGGGCUGUGGCAGCGUUACAUGCAGGUGAGGUUACACCUAACAAAGAUGUUAUUGUGAUAUGGAUCGAUGACCGUCAUGACACUACUCAGAAGUGCUAGUGAAGCUGUACAUAAAUUCAAAUUUACCAACUAACAUGCAGAUUAAGCGUGUACAUAUAAUGUUCAUAAAUGUAAAUAUUUGUUCUUUACUUUUUUGGUAAUAAUAUCACAGUUUUAGCCUUUGUUUGUUGUAAACUUUUAAACAUUUGCUGUAUAUAAAUAAAUGCUUUUAUUUAUUAUAGAA
Lates calcarifer (barramundi perch) is the source of this 5012-nucleotide messenger RNA. RefSeq names its product low density lipoprotein receptor a (gene ldlra). Gene Ontology annotation, molecular function: calcium ion binding; protein binding. NCBI's taxonomy places the organism in Eukaryota, Metazoa, Chordata, Actinopteri, Centropomidae. The record is from RefSeq and is a predicted model, not a curated record.